Messenger RNA from Phascolarctos cinereus (koala), 6684 nucleotides. Lineage: Eukaryota; Metazoa; Chordata; Mammalia; Diprotodontia; Phascolarctidae. The record is from RefSeq and is a predicted model, not a curated record.
CCCCCGCACCCUCGCUCCCCCCUCGUCUCCCCGCCCCCAGGCUGCGACAAUCCCUCCCGGUCCCUGCCGUCCCCGGCUCUGCCGCCGCAGUCCCUCGGGCUUCCUCGGAGCGGGGACGGUGGGCGAGAGGUCGGUUCCCUCGGCACCGGAGCAGGCGACCUGGGAACCCCGGGGCCGCCGGAGGCGCCUCCCUCCCCUCCGCUGGCCCGGCACGCGCGGCAGGGGGGGCCGCGGCAGCGGGGGACCUGCGCCCCUCCCCUGCUCUUCCCGCGGGGGGCGCGCGCCCCUGGCCGCAGGGGGAUGCUGCGAAUGGGGGGCAGGGGGACGAACAUGGGGGGUGUCCAGCCCGGACGGACGGCGGCUCCUUCCACUGGCAGGAGGGAGCAGGGCUGGAGCCACUCACCGCGAGUACCCGACGACAUUUGUAGGGUGUGUCGAUCAGAAGGAACACCUGAGAAACCGCUGUAUCAUCCGUGUGUAUGUACUGGCAGUAUUAAAUUUAUCCAUCAAGAAUGCUUAGUUCAGUGGUUGAAACACAGCAGAAAAGAAUACUGUGAACUAUGCAAACACAGAUUUGCUUUCACACCAAUUUAUUCCCCAGAUAUGCCUUCAAGGCUACCAAUCCAAGAUAUUUUUGCUGGACUAGUUACAAGUAUUGGCACAGCAAUACGUUACUGGUUUCACUAUACACUUGUGGCCUUUGCAUGGUUGGGAGUUGUACCUCUUACAGCAUGCCGUAUCUACAAGUGCUUGUUUACUGGCUCUGUGAGCUCACUAUUGACACUGCCAUUAGAUAUGCUGUCAACGGAAAAUUUAUUGGCAGAUUGUUUGCAGGGUUGUUUUGUGGUGACGUGCACUCUUUGUGCAUUCAUCAGCCUUGUGUGGUUGAGAGAACAAAUAGUCCAUGGUGGAGCACCACAGUGGUUGGAACAAAAUCAUGCUCAACCUCUCAAUGCUGCUGGACAACAAAAUGAAGCUCCAGGUGUGGGAAAUGGUGCUGAAAAUGUUGCAGUUGAUCAGCCUGCUAACCCACCAGCUGAGGAUGCAGUAGUAGGGGAAAACCCUGAAAUUCAGGAAGAGCAAGCUGAUGAAGAAGAGGAAGACAAUGAAGAUGAAGAAGAUGCUGUAGUUGAAGAUGCAGCUGAUGCUAAUAAUGGGGCACAAGAUGACAUGAACUGGAAUGCUUUAGAAUGGGAUCGAGCUGCAGAAGAAUUAACAUGGGAGAGAAUGCUCGGACUUGAUGGGUCACUAGUUUUCCUAGAACACGUCUUUUGGGUGGUGUCUCUGAACACAUUAUUUAUUCUUGUCUUUGCAUUUUGUCCUUACCACAUUGGUCAUUUUUCUGUUGUUGGCUUGGGAUUUGAGGAAUAUGUCCAAGCAUCUCAUUUUGAAGGCCUAAUCACAACAAUAGUUGGCUAUGUACUUUUAGCAAUAUCACUGAUAAUUUGUCAUGGUUUGGCAGCUCUUGUGAAAUUUCAACGUUCCCGUCGCUUACUAGGGGUCUGCUAUAUUGUUGUUAAGGUCUCUCUAUUAGUGGUAGUUGAAAUUGGAGUGUUCCCUCUCAUUUGUGGCUGGUGGCUAGAUAUAUGUUCUCUGGAAAUGUUUGAUGCUACUUUGAAAGACCGAGAGUUGAGCUUUCAGUCUGCUCCAGGUACCACGAUGUUUCUGCACUGGCUAGUGGGAAUGGUCUAUGUCUUCUACUUUGCUUCUUUCAUUCUCUUGCUAAGAGAGGUGCUGAGGCCUGGAGUCUUGUGGUUUCUAAGGAAUUUGAAUGAUCCAGAUUUUAAUCCAGUACAGGAAAUGAUUCACUUGCCCAUUUAUAGACAUCUCCGGAGAUUUAUUUUGUCAGUGAUUGUCUUUGGUUCCAUUGUCCUUCUUAUGCUGUGGCUUCCUAUACGUAUUAUUAAGAAUCUGUUGCCCAAUUUUCUUCCAUAUAAUGUUAUGCUAUACAGUGAUGCCCCAGUGAGUGAACUGUCUCUUGAGCUGCUCCUGCUACAGGUGGUAUUGCCAGCUUUACUUGAACAAGGACACACUCGACAAUGGCUGAAGGGUCUUGUCCGAGCAUGGACUGUUACUGCUGGAUACUUGCUGGAUCUUCAUUCUUACUUACUUGGGGAUCAAGAAGAGAAUGAAAACAGUGCAAACCAACAAGCUAACAACAACCAGCAUGCUCGUAAUAACAAUGCCAUCCCAGUGGUGGGGGAAGGACUUCAUGCAGCCCACCAAGCCAUACUUCAGCAAGGAGGACCUGUGGGCUUUCAGCCUUACCGUAGGCCUUUAAAAUUUCCACUCAGGAUAUUUCUGUUGAUUGUCUUCAUGUGUAUAACCUUAUUGAUUGCCAGUCUCAUCUGCCUUACUUUACCAGCCUUUCUAUUUUCAGUAUUUGCUGGCCGGUGGUUAAUGUCAUUUUGGACGGGGACUGCCAAAAUCCAUGAACUAUACACAGCUGCCUGUGGUCUUUAUGUCUGCUGGUUAACCAUCAGGGCAGUGACAGUUCUAGUUGCGUGGAUGCCACAGGGACGCAGAGUGAUCUUUCAGAAGGUUAAAGAGUGGUCCCUCAUGAUAAUGAAGACUUUGAUAGUAGCAGUACUACUAGCUGGUGUUGUGCCACUUCUGCUUGGACUUUUAUUUGAAUUGGUAAUUGUUGCACCACUGAGGGUUCCAUUGGAUCAGACACCUUUGUUUUACCCAUGGCAGGACUGGGCCCUUGGAGUUCUCCAUGCCAAAAUAAUUGCAGCGAUAACACUGAUGGGACCUCAGUGGUGGUUGAAAACAGUAAUUGAACAGGUUUAUGCAAAUGGCAUCCGUAAUAUUGAUCUCCAUUAUAUCAUUCGAAAACUAGCAGCACCAGUGAUAUCUGUACUGUUGCUUUCUCUUUGUGUACCUUACAUUAUAGCAUCUGGUAUUGUACCUUUACUAGGUGUUACUGCUGAAAUGCAAAAUUUGGUACAGCGUCGAAUUUAUCCUUUUUUACUAAUGGUGGUAGUUUUGAUGGGUAUCCUGUCCUUCCAGGUUCGACAGUUCAAGCGCCUUUAUGAACAUAUUAAAAAUGACAAAUAUCUUGUGGGACAACGACUAGUGAACUAUGAACGAAAGUCGGGUAAACAAGGCACAUCAACACCAUCUCCACAGUCUUCACAAGAAUAAAGUAGUUGUCUUAAAUACCUUGACCUUCCUUUUGCCUUUAUGUGUCCUUUUUUGUGGACUCUUCUAUCUCUGGAUAAUAUUUUUCCCAGUGAUCCUCACAGCAAUGUUUUUACUUUAACUUUUUAAAAAUUCAUAUUCUUAGCAUUUAGAUAGCAGUUGAAGCUCUGCUCCUCUAUCUGCAUCUUCUUCAGUUUUCAUUGCUGUCUGAGAUCUGUAUAUGUGUAAAUAGAAAGUAUCCUGACACCCUAAAACCUUGGAUUAAACAGAAUGUGCAUUGUACAUCUUUAAACAAAAUGUAUAUUAAUUUAUUAAAUCUAGUUGUCACUUUAUUUUGGACCUGCUGUUCUGUUGACAAGAAAAGUGCCACAAGGCAAUGGCACAAAGAGGCAAGACUUUUCAGUGAAUUUGGAGCUCAUUUUAUGAUGUUCCUAAUAGUUCUUAUUAAAUUGAUGAAUUCUGACUUUCUUGGGUAGAGAGGCCUUACCAAGAACAUGAAAAGAAACAGAUACAAAUCAUCAGUGAAGUGUCUGUGGUAAGAAAACAUAAACUGUGUGCUUCACUGUCAACCUUUUUGAAAGUUAUUUUGUAUAACACCAAAGCUGUUGUACGUUUUCUACUGCCUGAUUUUUUUUUCAUGUGUCUGUGUUUGUAAUAUUGUACAGUAUCUUGCUGUAGGUAAGGAGUUUAUUUUUAAUUUUGAUAACUUUAAUAACCCUAGAGAUCAACAUUGAAAGUCAGGUUUUUGUGCUUGUUAAGGGCAUGUCUACACUUACCAAAAAACCAAAAACACCAAAUCAAGACUUUUUUUUGUUGUAUCCUUUACUCAUUUGCAUUUGUUGGCAGCAGUGGCCAAAAGUCACACAACAUCACAAAUCUUAUAGAAUAACAUCAUAAACAAUACAGCACUGCAACUUUACUGAAGUUAGUAUGUUUUUGUGAUGUUUUUGCUAAUUGUAGAUGUGGCUUAUUUCCUUAGGCAAAAUAUGUUGAAGAAAAUUAUUUGGAAAAAUCUAGCCCUGUGAGCUAGCAAAUGACUGGGUGGGAAUUAGGGAAUAUAUUUCUCCUACUUUUCAGGCAAUCAUCUCCCCAAAUCUCAAAAGCUUUAUAUGUGAGUGAAUGCAUUGAUUCCCGUUAACCAACUAAAUUUUAUCUAGGAAGAAGCUAGCUGAGCUGGUUUUUUCAAAAGAAAUACAAACUGUGUUACAUUAGAACCUUGUUAAGAAAUCUCGCUUUAAAAUUAGUUUUCCUUAUAACCAAAGCUACAAAUUAUAAACUUUACAGGGAGAACUGAUGGGCAAAUGGGCUGAAUAUUUUAAAUGGUAGUCACUAUAUUGCAUGAAAUGAUCGAGUCUGCCCUUUUUAAAGAAAGGCAGAAUUAACUCUGGUGAAUCACAAAUGGUUAUAGGAGAAUGAUCUUUGUAAAUUGCAGAAAAAAUCCAUAUAGUAUUAAAAUACAUAAACUAAAAUGUCCAGUUUUUUAAUGCAAAAGUACAGCCAAACACAAGCCACCAAAUCAAAUGCAACAAUUUCUGGUAGUUUCAUUUAUUUGCAGUCAUUCUCGGCCACCCCGUAGUGAGUUAUUAUUUUCAUUUAAAUUUUUUUUAAAAACAAUAUGGAUGGAAGAAGCUUUACGUGGGGUGUAGUAUUAUAGCAUUUCGCACUUUGUAGUACAUCUCUAUGUGUAUGCAGAUUUCUUGUACUGCAUUAAGGAAUGUUCAAGCUAAAGCUCUGCUCAGUCCUUUUGUCUAAUAAAAUUUUGCAUUUUAUUCUAAAUACUUGAUAAAAUCUGUCACGUUAAAUUUGUAUAGAAAUUGUCUUUAGAAGUAGAAAGUUUGACAAGUGAAAUUCAGUUAUUUUUACCCAAAUUCUUUAAUGUUUUAUUUAAUUUAGUGUUAACAAGAAUUUAAAUUCCUUUAUACAAAAGUUUAAUAACAUAUGCAUUUGUUUAGCACAGAAGGUCUAGACAAUUUUCCAAGACAUUAAUAAUUGAUAUUCUCCAGAAUUAUGUGUUGCUUCAUAUACUUGUUGGAAAAUUUCUGGUAAAACAUAACAUGUAAAAAGGCCAAAAUAAUUUUCCCUCUGAUUCACUCAUACAUAUAUUACAAUCAUUAAAGGUAAAAUUUGGAUUAUUUUUACCAUAAAUUAUUUUUGGUUUGAAUGUUUAACAUUCUGUAAUUUCAAAAGGAUAUUUUUUAGAGACAGGAUUUGUCAACAGUAGUUUGUUGGCAUCAAGAUUUUUCCUUAACAGUCUUGUAAAUAUUUAAAAUCUCUAUUGUUGCAGUCAGUCAUAUAGGUUUUUUCCCCCCUGUAGUUCAAUCUCAUACAUUUUACACACACUGAAACCCAAGUCUUUGAGGAAUAUUAAAAUUUGUUAGGAAAGUAAGGGUUUUUUUGUCCUAUUUAUUUUAGUAUUUUUUUUAAACAAAUCAAAAAAAUUAAAAUUUAGUGUUAACUUAGCAUGACCUACUCAUUAACUUCAUCAGAGGCCAUCGUUUAUGUUAAGUGCGUAGUUGUUUAUUGUCAGUAAAUUAUGAAUUUCAUUUUAAAAUCAUCAAGAGCUGUUUUCUUUUUUUAAAAUCUCAAUCUGAGAUUAUUACUUUCAAAAAGUGCUAAUGUGAAGUUUGCUGAUUUUAGCUAGGAUCCAAAAACCUCAAAAUGUUUUCUGUAGAUGAUUUUUCCUAUUACAUAUAUGGAGAAACAGUGGGGAUUAAGUGAAAACAAAUGUCAUUGGACACCUUAAGUCCAGAUGUAAAUGUAAAAUAAUUUUUAUUUUAAAAUUUAAUACAUCUCUUAAAUAAUGUAAUGAUUAUUGUCUUGUGUUUUUUUUUUCACUCCCCUGUUGAAAUAGUAGAGGCUAAUUUUCCCUCAGAUGAUUUGAUUUUUAUAAUAGAUACUUUUCUCUCACACCUAGAAAAGCAGCCAUUUCAAAAUAUGACUUUUGCAUUUGGGUUGAAAUGAAGAUUUAAAAAAAAAAUUCUGCAUUAACACAAUGUUUGCAAAAAAACACUGAUGAAAUACAUUUGGCAAAUAUUGACACGUAAAAAGUAAAGUUUUUAGUUUUGUCAUCUGUGUUAAGAAUGCUGCAUUUUAAAUUUAUUUGCUAAGGUCAGUUUUAUAGUAUCAAACUUAGCUAUGUUUAAAAGGUUUUUCAUAAUGAAAAGUAGAGAGUAUCUGUUCUAUUACUACUUCCAUUUAUCAUGAAAACUGUAGACAAAGUAUUAUCAAAAAGUAUGACUAAUAUAAAUUCUUUCAAACUUCUGGUUAAAUUAUUUUAUCCUAGUUUCUUAUUUUAAUCUAAUAUUUUCUGUUAUAAGAAACUGCAAGCCCAUACCUUUUAUGAGUGUCCAUAGGGGAAUCCUUCCUUCAUAUUUCACUUCCUGAUAUUCUGUAUUUUUAAUAUCAUGUGAUAAUUAGACAAUGUACCUUUUAUUCCUGUAUACUUUUUAUAUGUGCCUUUCACUUUUUAUUUGUCACAAAUGUAAACUAUUUCCAUUCACAGAACUACCAUCAAUAAAAAUGUGAAGAGUGGAAUGUCAA